This is a messenger RNA of Arvicola amphibius (Eurasian water vole), 5837 nucleotides long. It is a transcript of the gene Mid1, whose product is annotated as midline 1. Gene Ontology annotation, molecular function: zinc ion binding; protein binding. NCBI's taxonomy places the organism in Eukaryota, Metazoa, Chordata, Mammalia, Rodentia, Cricetidae. The transcript is spliced from 10 exons. The coding region runs from base 190 to 2193 and encodes 667 amino acids. The record is from RefSeq and is a predicted model, not a curated record.
CACAGACACAGGACCGCUCCAGCUCUGCCUGCCACCCACUACCUGCUCUCAGUGGCCUGUCUAUCAUUUUCUGGAACCCCAUCCUCUACCUACAGCGAUGUUUCUUCAAAAAGAACUAGUGUGCAGUCCGUUGAUAGCUGAUCAGCUUCCUUGGAUUUUACUGAUGACCCCGGAGAGUUUUGCCUGAAGAUGGAAACACUGGAGUCGGAGCUGACCUGCCCUAUUUGUCUGGAGCUCUUUGAGGACCCUCUCCUGCUGCCCUGCGCACAUAGCCUCUGCUUCAACUGCGCCCACCGCAUCCUGGUCUCUCACUGUGCCACCAACGAGCCUGUGGAGUCCAUCAGCGCCUUCCAGUGCCCCACCUGCCGGCAUGUCAUCACGCUCAGCCAGCGAGGUCUAGACGGGCUCAAGCGCAACGUCACCCUUCAGAACAUCAUUGACAGGUUUCAGAAAGCCUCUGUGAGCGGGCCCAAUUCUCCCAGUGAGACCCGCAGGGAGCGGGCCUUUGACGGCAACACCAUGUCUUCUGCUGAGAAGGUUCUCUGCCAGUUCUGUGACCAGGAUCCUGCCCAAGAUGCUGUGAAGACCUGUGUCACUUGUGAAGUGUCCUACUGCGAUGAGUGCCUGAAAGCCACUCACCCGAACAAGAAGCCCUUUACAGGCCAUCGUCUGAUUGAGCCAAUCCCGGACUCACACAUCCGGGGGCUGAUGUGCCUGGAGCACGAGGAUGAGAAGGUGAAUAUGUACUGUGUGACCGAUGACCAGUUAAUCUGUGCCUUGUGUAAACUGGUUGGGCGGCACCGCGAUCAUCAGGUGGCAGCUUUGAGUGAGCGCUAUGACAAAUUGAAGCAAAACUUGGAGAGCAAUCUCACCAAUCUCAUUAAGAGGAACACAGAACUGGAGACCCUUUUGGCUAAACUCAUCCAAACUUGUCAGCAUGUUGAAGUCAAUGCAUCACGUCAAGAAGCCAAAUUGACAGAAGAAUGUGAUCUUCUCAUUGAAAUCAUUCAGCAAAGACGACAAAUUAUUGGAACAAAGAUUAAAGAAGGAAAGGUGAUGAGGCUCCGCAAACUAGCUCAGCAGAUUGCAAACUGUAAACAAUGCAUUGAAAGGUCGGCAUCACUCAUAUCCCAAGCGGAACACUCUCUGAAGGAGAAUGACCAUGCCCGGUUUCUACAGACAGCAAAAAAUAUCACCGAGAGAGUCUCCAUGGCAACCGCAUCAUCCCAGGUCCUAAUUCCUGAAAUCAACCUCAAUGACACGUUUGACACUUUUGCCUUAGAUUUUUCUCGGGAGAAGAAACUGCUAGAAUGUCUGGAUUACCUUACAGCUCCCAACCCUCCCACAAUUAGAGAAGAGCUCUGCACAGCUUCCUAUGACACUAUCACCGUUCACUGGACUUCAGAUGAUGAGUUCAGUGUGGUCUCCUAUGAACUCCAGUACACCAUAUUCACUGGACAAGCCAAUGUUGUUAGUCUGUGUAACUCGGCUGAUAGCUGGAUGAUUGUGCCCAACAUCAAGCAGAACCACUACACUGUGCAUGGCCUACAAAGUGGCACCAAGUAUAUCUUCAUGGUCAAAGCCAUCAACCAGGCAGGCAGCCACAGCAGUGAGCCUGGGAAGUUGAAGACGAACAGUCAGCCAUUUAAACUGGAUCCCAAAUCUGCCCAUCGAAAACUGAAGGUAUCCCAUGAUAACCUGACAGUGGAACGAGAUGAGUCAUCCUCCAAAAAGAGUCAUACGCCUGAACGCUUCACCAGCCAAGGAAGUUACGGCGUGGCUGGAAACGUGUUCAUUGAUAGUGGCCGCCAUUACUGGGAAGUGGUCAUAAGUGGAAGCACAUGGUAUGCCAUUGGCCUUGCAUACAAAUCAGCCCCCAAACACGAAUGGAUUGGGAAGAACUCUGCUUCCUGGGCUCUCUGCCGCUGCAACAAUAAUUGGGUGGUUAGGCAUAACAGCAAGGAAAUCCCCAUUGAGCCAGCCCCCCACCUCCGGCGCGUAGGCAUCCUGCUGGACUAUGAUAAUGGUUCCAUCGCUUUUUAUGAUGCUUUGAACUCCAUCCACCUCUAUACCUUCGAUGUGGCGCUUUCGCAGCCGGUGUGCCCCACCUUUACUGUGUGGAACAAGUGUUUGACGAUUAUAACGGGUCUUCCCAUCCCAGACCAUUUGGACUGUACAGAACAGCUACCUUGAGCAUCCAGUCCCAGAGCAGCUCUGAGGAAUAACAAAGGUUGAGGCUGUUUAGAGGAUUGAGAAACUAAGGCUUCGAGAGUGUGAUUAAAUCUCCCCAGUUUGUCCAGAAACCAGCUCAGAUAGGGCUCAAAAUGAGAGAUUUCACUUCUUUUAUUGUGUUUUGUAUUAAGUGCAGGCUUUAAUAAUUUCUUUGAUUUUUUUUAUUUAGAGGAAAAUCUAUAGAUUAUUUAUAAAAGGAACAUAAUCUGGAUUACAGCUCAUAGGAAUCACUUGGUUUUGCGCAUUAAGAGGCCCAUAAGUUUACCAGCCCUUUACCAGUUUCAUUUAAUCAGUGUAUGGGCUUGCAAAAACCCUUUUGUAGACUUGUAUGUUUAUUCACUUUCUCACAUUCUAUUUCAUACUGAGACCGUGUUAGGUCCUGUCACUUAGAAUAAUGGAGUAUGCAGCUAUUUAAAAAGCAAAAGGCAUUUAGAAUCUAGUAAGGAAGUAAACAGGCUUCCUUUCUCUGGCUGAACUUGAGAUAUCUUAACUGUGAUGUCAGAAAUUUGUAUUGGAUCAAAUAGUAUGGGGAAUAAGGGAGAAGGAGAGAAUUAACUUUGGACCUCAAGUUUAGUUGUUACUGACGGGAUGAUCUGGAGAAGAAAAGGUUUUCUUAACCCUAUAGUCAUGUUUUCACCCAUUUCUCCAGGGCUGACGCUUUUGGGCUAACAUCAUGAAUGAGAUUACAAUUGAACCUUGUCAUUUUGAAUCUUACAGAUGAUUCAAGAAUUCAUGCUGAUUUGGAUUUUAUCAAAAGAGGGAUUCCGUUCCAUAGUAUAAGACUGUUUUUCCUUUCCUCUUACGAGUUAUUUUAGGCCUGUGAAAUUCUUUUGCUACAUUUAAUAGGUGCCCUAUUUUGCCCUGCCACAAAUCAAGCUUUCUUUUUCUUUCUGGGUCUAUGGAAAUGAACAUGUUCCAUUACAAAUUCCAAUCCCGCUUUCAAGUAAUUUUGUUCUCUAGGACAUCAGCACAUGGCCUUGAACACUACCAUGUCCAAAUGUAAAAGUCACCCAAAACAGUAUAUAUGAAAAGUGAUAUGACACACUACAGAAAACACUCGUCAUCAGCAUACAUUCCUCUAAAGUGACACUCUUUAGGAAGCACACUUUGAAAAAUGUAGAUAUCCCCUUAUAUCCUAGUAUAGUUUACAUAGAGUUGGGAGACAAAAUUUCAAAUUUACUGUUCCAGCAGGGGAAUCUGUUAAUAGGACCUGCUAAUAAAAUUUCAGAUAAAAUUCUUUUCAUGCUGAUCUGAUACAGUGCAAUGAUCCCUGGAUUAAGACUUCCUCAGGUGGUCUUUGGCAUAGGACAUUGGCAUGGGUUCACUUGCUAAAUGGUUUCAAUGGUUUAGUUGCUAAAAUAUUGAUCUGGGCUACCAUGUCAACCAGCCAUUGACUGAAAGACUGGUAGAUUGAAGAAUUGGGUUUGUUUUUAAUCAAAUCAACCGUUUCCCGAAAUGACUCACUACACUCUCCAUUUAAGCUCCAUGUGGUCACAAUUGAUGUACUUGCCAAUCUGGGCUUCAUGGAAGACAAAGAUUCUGUGUCUUUUUGUCUCUUCCCUGGCAGAUUCUGUCCUUUUUCUUAAUGGAUAUAUUUUAGAUAUUUACUAUAUUAUUUAUACCCAGAUGAAUAUUUUGAUAGCAGCUUAAGACAAUUUCACAUCUUAAAAUUGCACAUCUCAGUGGAAAAAAAUCUUCAUUUUUCUCUAAAAACUUUUUAGGACUUUUGACAAUACAAAAAUAUGUAUUUGCCUUCCCUGAAUAAACUGAAAAGUUGUCUCAGUCAUUUUUAUGUACAUUUUGGGUAACUGGAUAAAGAUAUUUUAAUGCACUUUGUACACUUACAGGUUCUAAACAAAAGGGUCUAAAACUCGAUUUCUGAGUUUUUAAAAACUCAUGGUCUCCAGGUAACAAUAAAUGCUACAGUUUGCCUUACGAUGUUAACAUAAAGCAUUUCCUAGAAGGACACUAUUUCCAUGAAUAUGUUUUUCAGUAUAAAGAUGUUACUAUUCAGAUUUUCACUGCAAGCUGUUUAGGGUGUGUUUUGACUAUUUUUGUAAGGACAAGACAAAUUCUGUUAUAAUUUUGUUGUGGAAGUCUUACUCUUGGCUAACUUAAAAACAUUGUGGAUGUAGCAGUUCCUAUUUCCAGGUUGUCAUAUUUACAGGAAAAUAUGUAUAUGGUGAAAGGCCACAGUGUUUAAUUGCUGUAAUGAUGUAGAAAAGAUUUUGUGUGGAAUUUUUUUUAAGUCUACAAAUACAUGAUGUAAACAUUUGCUGCAGUAUAACUCUGCAUUUCCUUUAAACAGACUGGCGCCACUCACAGGAAGCAUUUCCAUAGAGGGGCAAAAGAGAUGGCAGUGCUACUUAAAUUAGUACAAUGAAACUGAUGAGAUGCCAACAAAGGCUGUAAAGGCUUGGCACCAUGUGUAUGUGAAUGACUCAGAUGCCAAGUGCCCUGAGUGCAGAAGGGCUUCCGCUUAGUAUCAUGUUCUCUCUUCACUGUGAUGAAACUCUUAGUGCUUUUUGAACACAGGACCAGCAUUUUCACCUUUCACUUGACCCUCCGUAUUAUGUAGCCCAUCCUUGGAACAGGACUCCAAAAUAUGGUACUGCUUUUCCUUGGAUAAAGAGAGCAUGGAUCCAACGUUGGAAACUGCUUGUUGAGACUUGCCUUCGAUUCGGAUUAUUGAAGUCCGAAUCUAAAUAGUAGAUUAGAUGAGGGUAGGUGCAGGGUGAAGAUUUUCUCUCUAGCUUUAAAAGAAAGUGACUUCAGAAAGUGACUGUAGAGAUAAUGGUUUCUGUGGGGGAAAAAAGCAACCUGAACACAAACAGACUUUUUAUUAUGGUACUGAUAAAUGGACCUUGAACUUCCUGAGGAAUGAGCCAGUGCCCUCCGACUCAAGAUGGAUUUCUAUCUCAGCUCCAGGAGCACAUACAAGUGGCUGCAGAGACAUGUGCCUGCCUGUUCAGUGCAUCUGGUGUUGGAAAGCUGACAUCUGCUCUUUCUUGGUAAAACAUCAAUGGCAUGCAGCGACAAUGACACUAGCAAGUACUCAUCCAGGUCUUGAUUUUGCUACCCGAGAAGACAUUUGGCCAAAUCGGGAGUCAAAUUUGGUAGUCACGAGCUGGAGACAUGUUGCUCCUGGCAUCUGGUGGGUAGAAAUCAGGGAUGGCAUUAAACAUCCUACAGUGCACAGUGAAGCUCCUCACCAGAAAAAUGGUAUCUGACUCAAGAUGUCAGCUGUGUCUUAGUUUGGCUACUCCUGAAUGUUUGCCUUCCUUCCAGGGACAAACAAACAAAAAGGCACAGCAGUCAAUACUGUCACAGGAGUGGCACCUUCAUCAUCAAAACUAUUUACAAAAUACUUACAGAAAAUUUGAAUUCUAAAGCAAUCCCAGACUGUGUGAAUGCGAAUUAUGGAAAUAAGUGCUGUGAUCCGAUGAGCUUAGUGUAGAAAUGAGAAGGUUUUCUCAACGCCUCCUUGUACCAGCACAAAUUCAAUUCUGGUAUUUGAGUCAACUGCCAAGCCCCUCAAUCCUGAAUCUCUUCUUGUUUUCUGUUGCUUCCUGGUUCAAAAUAAAAUCCUUUAUGUGGCACCAGAA